AUGUUACGACGUGCCCUUUCUGUGUACAGUCGUAUGCUGCUGAAUCAGGCAAAUGGUAAAAGGUUAUUGCUCAGCAACUUAUGUAUUGCUCAACGCCAAAGAUAUUUUGCUGUUUCACAGUUACUGAUUCCACAAAACUGGUCAUUUUAUUACUUUGAUGUCGUUGGACGAUUGCAUACAAGCCAGUCAUGUCACGUUGAUAUCAUAGAAGUGGAAGGACCUGCUUUCGCGGAAUCGAUCUCCGAAGGGGAUAUAAGAUGGUUGAAACAAAAGGGUGAUUUUGUCAAUCGAGAUGAUCUGGUUGCUGAGAUAGAGACUGAUAAGACAACCGUGGAAGUGCCAGCCUCACACUCAGGAACGAUAGUUGAACUUUUAAUAGAAGAUGGUGGUCGAGUAGUUGCCCAUCAGAAGUUGUAUAAAUUAGAAGUUGGAGGAGAAGCACCUGCCAAGAGUGCAGGAGAGACGAAGAAAUCAGUGGAACAGAAAACUUUUCCUUCACCAUCGCCAAAGUCAGAAUCAGUGCAGACACCAGCGUCACCUAGUCUAGAAGAAAAGCCGAUUGCUCCUCCAUCCCCAGUGAAAAUUGCAACUUCUCAACCUAAGCCAGAACCUCCUUCGGAGAAAAUUCCAUCUGGCACUGAUCAAAGUGUCUUUACUAGUUCAAGAAAUGAGACACGUGUAAAAAUGAACCGAAUGCGUUUGAGAAUAGCACAACGAUUAAAGGAUGCUCAGAAUACUUAUGCAAUGCUUACCACUUUUAAUGAAGUAGACAUGAGCAAUGUGUUAGAAAUGAGAAAACGCUAUCAAAAAGAAUUUAUCGCAAAAUAUGGCAUUAAAAUCGGACUAAUGUCCCCAUUUAUUCGAGCAUCUGCUUAUGCGUUACAAGAAUUUCCAACCGUUAAUGCAGUAAUCGAUGAAGGCGAGAUACUGUAUCGGCAUUAUAUCGAUGUAUCAGUUGCAGUCGCUACACCAAAAGGUCUGGUAGUGCCGGUGAUACGUAACGUUGAAACGAUGGAUUAUGCAACUAUCGAGAAGACAUUGAAUGAAUUUGCAAUUAAACUUGCAAUCGAAGAUAUGGAAGGUGGAACAUUCACAAUCAGUAAUGGCGGUGUUUUUGGCUCAGUGUCUGGAACACCAAUCAUCAAUCCACCACAAUCAGCAAUUCUCGGGAUGCACGGCGUCUUUGACCGACCAGUGGCAAUAGAUGGAAAUGUUGAAAUACGCCCAAUGAUGACUAUAGCACUGACAUACGAUCAUAGGUUAAUUGAUGGUCGCGAAGCAGUUACUUUCUUGAGAAAGAUUAAAACUUCAGUUGAAGAUCCACGGACCAUUUUGCUAAAUUUGUAG
This is a messenger RNA of Cercopithifilaria johnstoni, 1347 nucleotides long. The record is from the annotation of a GenBank genome assembly. Lineage: Eukaryota; Metazoa; Nematoda; Chromadorea; Rhabditida; Onchocercidae.